This is a messenger RNA of Coregonus sp. 'balchen', 19444 nucleotides long. The record is from the annotation of a GenBank genome assembly. NCBI's taxonomy places the organism in Eukaryota, Metazoa, Chordata, Actinopteri, Salmoniformes, Salmonidae.
AUGGAGGGAGACGGGAGCCAAGCCACAUCUGGAGGAAGCCCUAAUGAUUCGCAACACGACCCGGGGUAAGACUGCGAACAGCACUGACACUUUUAUCGUUAUAGCUACAUUGUAUCGAUAGUGCGAGGCUUAUCAAAGCACUGACAUUGAUGUUGCUUUCCAGGUGCAGUCAACUACACCUUUGUUUGAUUAUAUUAGCGAACGGGCCUGUCCCCUUUUUCUAAAGCUCUUGAUAACUACAGCUCUCUUGCUGCUGCUCUGCCUUCGUUUUGCUCGCUUUUUGUCGCUAUAGCAAGUAGUUAGCUAGAGCUAGCUAAGUAGUUAGCUACACGUCAAAAUGGCCGAUCUGACAUCUGUACUCACUUCUGCUAUGUUUCCCCCUUACAGUAAAAUGUUUAUCGGUGGCCUCAGCUGGCAAACUUCACCAGGUAAGGAAAUAAUUUGCGGACUACAGUGUGGCAUUGUCGGGUUGUGUUCUGUGGUAGCUGAGGCUGUGGGUGCUGGUUGUAACGUCUGAUGUGUGUGUGUGUGUGUGUGUGUGCGUGCGUGCGUGUGCGCGCGGUUAUUUUUUAUUUCCAAUCAUUUGAAGUCCUCUAUUCGACCCCUAUGUGCAUAACCAGAGAGUCAUUUUAAAGCUCAUACAUAGACUAUUCUAUAUUUGACAGAGGAGUGAAAACGAGCAGUAACCUCCAGUUUGUUUUUCUUUUGCAGACAGCCUUAGAGACUAUUUUACUAAAUUCGGGGAAAUCAGAGAAUGUAUGGUGAUGAGAGAUCCAACAACAAAACGCUCCAGGUAAUUAACUAGUACAUUUUCCCACUGUGUUUGUAUGUCUUAAUUGUCAACGUACGUGGUUUUGCAGUGUCCUUAUAAGAACGCAAAAUCAGUUAGCAAGCAACCAGUCAUUUAUUUUUGUCGCACGUUGAGCUUUUACAAGCGAUUGAAUCAGCGCAUUGCAAAGGCAACGCAAUUUGACAUUGACCGGCCACUUCAGAUAGAAUACUGGAGGAUCUUAGAAUAUUCCUGAAAAUAUGGGAAAUAAUUAGACAAGGCAUUUUACAUUUAAUAAAUAAUUGAAUCUGAUAUGAAAGGUAAACUAUUUUGAUAUCAAGUAGCCUACCGAUAUAGCCAACGUGGGUAAAUAUUUGUUAUAAUGUAGCAUUUGGCUGCAUUAUAUAUUUGAUAGGCUACAAUGUAGCCUGUCAUUUGGCUUUAUUAUUUGUUUCAAUGUAACGGCUGUAGUUAUACUUUACUGACUGAAAGGCUGUUUGACCACUCUCCUGUCCCCCACUGACUGACUCACUGCUAACGAUGUUUCUUGUUUAUUUCCACAGGGGCUUCGGAUUCGUUACUUACAUAGAUGCUGCCAGUGUAGAUAACGUCUUAGCUCAGCCACAUCACGAAUUAGACUCAAAAACGGUAUGUCUCCUCUCUUCUGUGACUUUUUAAAGUGUUUGUGGUUUUGUGACCCACCUGUCUGGCAUGAUUGACUAUGUCCUAAGCGUUAUUUGAAUUAUUCACUCUCACAACCACAUAUACUUGAUGCCAAUAAGUAGCCAAGCUAAUUAUGCGUUCUGAGCUUGCUCCCCUCUCCUCCUUCAAAUGACAAGACCUUCUGCUAACCCUUUCUUUACCAUUGAGUGCCAUAUUACAUAAAGUAAUUCGAGCACCAAUGGCACCUGCAACGCUUUCUCUCCAGGAACAUCUGAGUGUUUUGAGAUGGGGAACAUGUUUAUUGUUGAAUCUGCAUAUAAAGUGAUUGUCAUUCUGUAUUUGUUUUUUGUGAAAAUGCAUUCCCAGCUGUCUUUAAAGAUUUUAGUAGGCUAAACAUUGUUGUACAUAUUUGGCAUUGUUUUUCAUGUACCAUAUUCAUGCACCAUCAGGCAUUAUUGACCUUUCUGUUUACAAAAUGCAGUUUAUUUAUAAAUAAAUGUUGUUUUCUAAAAGCACCCCAUCUUGAGUUAAACUUUCAUUUCUCAUCCUCCCAAGUCCCAAUUGACUGCAUCAUUGGCCCCAGUAUCCACCCAUUUACCCCGGUCUUAAUCUCAAUUGUCUGCAUAUUAUCCACUUCCUCUCUCACUGCAAGUCUGCUAAAGUGCACACAUUCGCUCAACCUGACCCAUUUUAAAUCACAAUCCCAAGACUAUCUGUUAUCCCCAGAGAAUGGCAUAAAAAUAUACCUAAAUUGGUAAAUGUAUUGUUGCAGGAUAUUUAGUUUCUGAAUGUAUGGAUGGAUCAAAGGAGGUUGGUGGGAGGAGCUAUAGGAGGACAGGCUCAUUGUAAUGGAUAGAAUGGAAUAAAUAGAAAGAUAUUAAACAUAUGGAAACCACAUGUUCGACUCCGUUCCAUUUAUUCCAUUCAAGCCAUUACAAUGAGACCAUCCUCCUAUAGCUCCUCCCACCAGCCUCCUCUGAUAUUGGAUAGAUUAAAACUGACACUUAAUUAAAAGAUUCAUGUUUCUCUGAGGGUGAGAGUUGGUCAGAGUAAUGCCUUGACUGAAAUUGUAUUGUGAUGAUUCACCCUCUGCGUUUUAGUGUUUGAUUUUCCAUAUGGGUCAGUUUGCUUAUUUUUGAUGAUUCUCGUACUCCUCUGUUGGCUAAUGUAAAUUUGAUUGGAAUGGCCCUGUGGCAUUGUUAUGUAGCAUGCAAAUACAUGCUUGUUACAUAGGCAUGUAUAUUGUAAUGUGUUUGCUGUUUGUAAUGAGAAUACACUGACAUUUUUACAUGCAUUACUGGUACAUUUGCAAACAAACUUAAAUGUGUUUUUGUUAGCAAAAUAACUUCUACACUUUUCAUGUCACUCGUAUCUCAAUUGUGAGUUCAUACAAAACUUUAAAAUUGUGCAUGACACAAACAUUACAGAAGUUGUACGUUAAGUAAUAAUGUGUAGUUACACUGUUCUAGACUUAUGAAACAGAUAGCUGAAGAUGUAAAAGGAAAUGCCAAAUUAUUUUCUGCCUAACUUCCCACACGUCACUUCUGACAAAUUACCCUGAUAUCAUUUUAAAAUGCGCAUUUUUGUUAAUGUAUAUGCAAUUUAUUUUUUAGCCUAAUUAAUUUGGAAUAGUACAGGGAUUAUUAUGACUGCAGAUUUGAAUGUGAUGUUGAGAUGAAUUAGUACCCCUCUAGAACUUUAUUGAUAAUGGGCAAACGGUCUUUCUGAAAAGGGAAAUCUGUACUUGAGAGGACAUGCAGUUUUAGCCCAGCAAAGGAAGCAGACACACACACACUCCCUCUCCCUAACUCUCGAAGUGUACCUAAAAGGGUUUUUGAUGCCUUCUCUCCCCUCUCCUUUCUUGACCUGCGUCUACAUAGGCUUAUUAGAAAACAGCUAAUGACAUUAUCCAUGCUUUAAGGGACCUAUAGUAGAGUCUUUAGUGUUUCUACUGCUUGUGUGGUAUAAUGGAACAGAGGCAACAUUGAGCUGCCGACUCCCCUCUGUGCCUUGGGAGGUGUUCUACAUUUAAAGUGCUGGUGCAGUGUGAAAUGGAGGGGAGUCACAUCUUACCUUAAAGGUCCAAUGCAGCCGUUUUUAUCUCAAUAUCGAAUCCUUUCUGGGUAACAAAGUACCUUACUGUGGUUGUUUUCAAUUAAAAUGGUCAAAAAUAAACUAAAAUAGCUUCUUAGCAAAGACCAAUUUCUCAAGCAGGAAUUUUACUAGGACUGUGUGGUCUGAGUGGGGAGGGGAAAAUGUAAAAUGAGCUGUUAUUGGCAGAGAGGUUUGGAACUCUCUUUCUUUAUGGUCUAUUAACUAAUUAAGUGUUGACACCAGGCAGGCCAAAACUUCAUCCCACCAAAACAGGCUCAGAUUUCAGGCGGUCUUUUCAAACAGCUCUUACACUAAAAGGGCACUUUCAUAAUUUUCACAAUGUCACAGUAUUAUUCCAACCUCAUCAUGUGGAAAUGUAUACUGAACAAAAAUAUAAAUACAACACGUAAAGUGUUGGUCCCAUGUUUCGUGAGCUGAAAUAAAAGAUCCCAGAAAUGUUCUGUAUGCACAAAAAGCUUAUUUCUGCCAACUUUUGUGCAGAAAUGUGUUUACAUCCCUGUUAGUGAGAAUUUCUCCUUUGCCAAAAUAAUCCAUCCACCUGACAGGUGUGGCAUAUCAAGAAGCUGAUUAAACAGCAUGAUCAUUACACAGGUGCACCUUGUGCUGGGGACAAUAAAAGGCCACUCUAAAAUGUGUAGUUUUGUCACACAACACAAUGCCACAGAUGUCUCAAGUUUUGAGGGAGUGUGCAAUUAGCAUGCUGACUGUAGGAAUGUCCAUCAGAGAUGUUGCCAGAUAAUUUAAUGUUAUUUUCUCUACCGUAAGCCGCCUCCAACGUCGUUUUAGAGAAUUUGGUAGUACGUUCAACCGGCCUCACCACGGCAGACCACGUGUAACCAUGCCAGCCCAGGACCUCCACAUCUGGCUUCUUCACCUGGGGGAUCGUUUGAGACCAGCCACCCGGACAGCUGUUGAAACUGUGGGUUUGCACAACCGAAGAAUUUCUGCACAAACUGUCAGAAACCAUCUCAGGGAAGCUCUUCUGUGUGCUCGUCGUCCUCACCAAGGUCUUGACCUGAUUGCAGUUAGGCGUCGUAACUGACUUCAGUGGGCAAAUGCGCACCUUCAAUGGCCACUGACACGCUGGAGAAGUAUGCUCUUCAUGGAUGAAUCCCAAUUUCAACUGUAGCGGGCAAAUGGCAGACAGCGUGUAUGGUGUCAUGUGGGCGAGCGGUUUGCUGAUGUCAACGUUGUGAACAGAGUGCCCCAUGGUGGAGGUUGGGGUAUGGGCAGGCAUAAGCUACAGACAACGAACACAAUUGCAUUUUAUCAAUGGCAAUUUGAUUGCAGAGAUACUGUGACGAGAUCCCGAGGCCCAUUGUCGUGCCAUUCAUCCGCCGCCAGCAUCUCAUGUUUCAGCAUGAUAAUGCAUGGCCCCAUGUCGCAAGGAUCUGUACACAAUUCCUGGAAGCUGUAAAUGUCCCAGUUCUUCCAUGGCCUGCAUACUCACCAGACAUGUCACCCAUUGAGCAUGUUUGGGAUGCUCUGGAUCGACGUGUACGACAGCAUGUACCAGUUCCCGCCAAUAUCCCGCAACUUUGCACAGCCAUUGAAGAGGAGUGGGACAACAGACCACAAUCAAUCAGCCUGAUCAACUCUAUGUGAAGGAGAUGUGUCGCGCUGCAUGAGGCAAAUGGUGGUCACACCAGAUACUGACUGGUUUUCUGAUCCACACCCAUACUUUAAAAAAAAGUUAUCUGUGACCAACAGAUGCAUAUCUGUAUUCCCACUCAUGUGAAAUCCAUAGAUUAGGGCCUAAUGAAUUAAUGUAUUGACUGAUUUCAUUAUAUGAACUGUAACUCAGUAAAAUCUUUGAAAUUGUUGCAUGUUGCGCUUAUAGUUUUGUUCAGUCUACAUAAAACACACUGGGCCUUUUUAAAAGGCGCUGCAUGAUCAAUCCACCGUCUGCAUUGGCCAUGCAGGAUUUACGGUGAUAUGGCCUCUGCAGAAGUCAGGGCAUUCAUACUUCUUGCACUUUGCGGAGCAGUGCAGAGCUGUUGUGAAGGAAGUUUUCAAGGAAGUGAGCUUGUGUUUAUACAGUACCUCCCGCCCUCACCCACCGUCAACCAAUCAUGUCAAUGCGGAGCUAUAUGGCGCCCUCCGCAUUGUUACAACAUUUGACAGGCGCAUGGCGAUGCGGUAUGGAGCUCAAUUCGGCCUCUGCAUGCCUCCGGAGGCUCCGCAAUUGUGUCACAUCAUCCAUACGGCGCCUCUGACCACAUUUUCAGAUUAAGCAUAAAUUGGCUGUAACACUGCCAGGUAAGGCUGGACUGGGAAAUUGAAGUCCAGACAGUAACAGACAUGGUUUGGUUUGUCUGCAUGGGGAAUUCAAUGCUGCUGUGUAUUUUUUUCCUUUCAUCAGGAUACAGUCAGUAUAUUAUUACUCUAACAUUCAUUGUACAUUAUUCCCUAUUAGAAUAGCCUUUGAUUGCAAAAUGCCCUUAAACUCUAAUUAAUUGUACAACAUGUUAACUUGUUACUAGUUUUAGUACAGAGUUACUUCACAGGUAUACAAGCAGAGUGUUAGCAUUAUUUAAUAAUAAUAAUAAAUAAUAUGCCAUUUAGCAGAUGCUUUUAUCCAAAGCGACUUACAGUCAUGUGUGCAUACAUUUUUACGUAUUGGUGGUCCCGGGGAUCGAACCCACUACCCUGGCGCCAUGCUCUACCAAUUGAGCUACAGGUAAAACCUGUUGUUUUACAUUGUGGCACAUGUAUUUCCCUCGAUUGCAUAGGCUGAGGCAUGUCCUACAUACACAUACUGCAUAUACUUGACAUGCAUAAUGUUUUAUGUAAUCCUUGACAACAUGGAAAUGAAGGCUUGUGGUUGAAUAAUACUCAGUGUCUGUCGACAAUAGGAUUUCUGCUGAUGUCAUUUGUAAAAGCUAUCUCUUGUAGACCAAACACUUUUCUGGCUAAAACACAUCCCACUCCGCUAAUGCAUUCAGUCAGCUGAAUUCAAACAGUCACUUUCUACCAGUGUCUAGUAUUUUUGUCUGUCACACAUCGACAGCUCUCUGUUAUAUUUCCCCUCUGCUCUUCACAUUUUUUUUUAACCAAUUGACAAGCUCUCAACCUACUUUAUGCACAAUAUUCCACUAAUGGUAUUUUCCGCCUUUAGCUAUGUGGCCUUAAAGAUGAAAAUGUGAAAGGAGAAAUCCUUUGUUCACAGGAAGAGUGAAUGGUUGGUGCUGUAUUCAACCUUACUGUGACAAAUGGCAAAUGUGUCUUGAAUGUCCUGGCUGUUUUAAUGCACUGACUGUCCCAUUUAACGGGAUGUGUUCUUGUGCAUGAUUUCACUUUUAGAAGUGUAUGUCAGAGGGGAAAAUUAAUGUCCAAAUCAAUGUUUCUGAGUUGAUUUGCACAAGUUGUUCUUGAGGAAGUCCUGUGGUUGUGGUUGGUUCUAACACCUGACUUGCUAUCUCACACAUUUAUUUUGAGCUACAUUUUGACGAUGCAGUUACGUACACAGAGCAAAUCCUGUAAUAAAUAGUGAACACAUAAAUUACUGCUGUGCAGUAAACUGAUGCAACGAUGAAUAAUACAAUGCCUUCUUUUGUUUUCAGGCAUUGUAUUCAAUCCGAACCCAAAUGUGCCAAUUCACAUUGGCUGCCAUAAUAACCCCUUGGCUGUUCUCCAUAAAAGCAUGCAGCAACGCAGUCUUGUAUGACCCAUGUAUUUGAAUCCAUAAUGUGAGCUAAAAGAGUAGAUGACUCCGGUCAGUGUUAUUUGAUUUGAAAUGGUGUAGACCUUACAGUGAAAUGCUUACUUACAAGCCCGUAACCAACAAUGCCGUUUUAAGAAGAAAAAAAAGAUAAGUAAAAUAUAAAAAUAGCAAAUAAUUAAAGAGCAGCAGUAAAAUAAAAUAACAGUAGGGAGGCUAUAUACAGGGGGUACCGGUACAGAGUCAAUGUGAGUUAUUAGUCAGCUAUGCUUCUAUGGAGUAAUGCAGGAUUGUGUGAAUAACGGACCUGGACUAUUUGACGAGGCAAAAGGAAAUAAAAAUUGUGCUUUUGAUUAAAUCAGCUAGCUUUAAUAUGACUGUUGAUUAAUCUGUGUGGGGAAGAUGUGAAAUCCCACACUGAUAAUAGUGUACUAGUGUAGGAGGCUUGAGCCCUAAGGUUCCCAGUACAGCUGGUUCUCUUCUCUCCCUGGUAGUUCAUUGGUUGAUUGUCAUUGAUUGGUUAAAGGAGUCCACUCAUCUGGUGUCCCUGGUCUGAAUCAGUCCUUGAUCAGAGGGGAAGGAUGGAAACCAGAAAUCCUGAAGGAGACUUGGGGACCUCGAGGCCUGAUUUGAAUACCCCUUGUGUAGUGUCUCUGUACUGUCAUUGUCCAAAUCGUGCAUGCCGGUAUGUCGGAUAGUCUUGUGAUCCAUGCUUUAAACCCACACAUCCAAAUCCCUGUGAUUAGUUGUGUUUAAGUGAUUGACAACUUUGAUGAUGAUUGAUAUCUAAUUCUAUCUCCCUUUCUCCUCUCUCUUGUCCCUUCUUUUUUAAUAUUUACCAGAUCGAUCCUAAAGUUGCCUUCCCUAGACGUGCUCAACCCAAGGUAAGACAACAUGCUGAAAAUGUUUUAACCACUCAUGGAGAGGUUAGUUUGUUUGUUGGUUGGUUUCUGUAACACUGGGUGCAUUGAUGACCUGCAGAGAGGGUCUGGUCAUGAAACGGCAGCUAGGGCUGCAGAUUAGUUUUGGUAUGUAAGUGUCACUGUCAGGCUGGUCUGUAGCUUGCUACAGGUAGAUGACUGGCUGUCUGAUUUCUCCCACAGGUGCACCACCACUGUACUUGUUUACAUCAGCAUGUUGUCUAGAAACUGUAGUGAGGUAGAAUUUCCCUUGUUCACUGCUCUAAAGACUUUGCUACAUUUGAUCGAAUGAGAGAGUAUCACAUUGUAGUUGUUCACACAAUGUUUUUUCCCUAAAGACGCUGAGAUUGAUUGGGGAAUUUUCAUUUUUUUAGUAACAUAAAGAGAGGCAUUGUUACUCUGCUACCUUGAUCAGGUUUCAAACUGAGGAUUGACGGAGGUAAAGCUUUCCAAGCCGAGGCACAUGUUCUCUUAAGGCUGGGUAUGACUACAUGUAUGUAAUUGAGAAACAGCUAGGGGAUGUGCUUGUUUCUUGAUUCUCUCUUCUCCCUUUUGUUUUCGGCGGCAGGUAGCCUAGUCGUUAUAGCGUUGGGCCAGUAACCGAAAGGUCGCUGAUUGGAAUAGCCGAGCAAGGCACUUAACCCUAAUUUACUCCAGGGGUGCUGUACUACUAUGGCUGACCCUGUAAAACAACACAUUUCACUGCACCUAUCAUACUACUAUGGCUGACCCUGUAAAACAACACAUUUCACUGCACCUAUCAUACUACUAUGGCUGACCCUGUAAAACAACACAUUUCACUGCACCUAUCAUACUACUAUGGCUGACCCUGUAAAACAACACAUUUCACUGCACCUAUCAUACUACUAUGGCUGACCCUGUAAAACAACACAUUUCACUGCACCUGUCCUGUGUAUGUCAAAUAUGUUUAAUUAAAUGUUUUAUGCACCUGUUCAUGUCAAGUCCAAUGGUGUCCAGUGAUAGUGAUGAUACUGACAGAAGUCCAGUCUGACUGUACAGUACUUAGUUCCAGUGCAGACUGUGUUGAUAUGCAAGCAUAUGUUACUGUAUUCGACAGAUUUGUAUGGUGCUUUGAUAUUUUCUGCUCUGUGUGCUUUUUUAUGCAAAAAAGCACCCUUGAUAUCAAUUAUGCAACCAUUUUUGAAUAAACAUGAAAGAUGCAGGCCUAUGUAUGCUAUAAGGUGUUUGUUUCUAAAGAGCAAUGACACUAAAGGAAUUUGAAGAUGAAAUCACACCUUGAGUUGUCUUUGGACCCUUAAGGGCAGGUUUUGUUUUAACCCUGAGUGGAGAGAGAAUGUGGCUGUCAAAGAACGUAGCGGCUAUAGGAUUAAGGGGCAGUUAAAUCAGCAUUGCAGAGGGUUUUGGUGCAUGUAACAUUUAUGAAAGAAAGGUCAGUAAUGUUCAAGUCCUCAGGUUAUCAUCGUCGUUUAGAGCAAAACUUGUUUUGUUUUCUGUUGGUCAGUAACUCUGGCUCAGGGUUUGUAUUGCCCAUUACCUCAGACCAUGCUGUCGUCUGCAUGCUCACUCUGUCCCAGUUUUGAGUAUGUACAGUGUGUAUGUUUUUACAGUGUGUGUGUGUACAGUGUGUGUACCUACAGUUUGUGUGACAGCGCUAGAAACAUCCACCUAAGGCCUUUAAGGCUGGGUAGGGAGGGACUGCCUCUGGCUGGCUGGUAGGCUAACUGGCUGAGAGCACGUUUUUUCCCAACUCUUCAAUAUGGGAAUGGCUUCAAGGGUGGCAGGUGUCCACAGCACACUUGUCCAGCUAAUUGAAAUUAAGAACUUUCCCAGAGUGGACAAUCACAAGAGGAGAAAUGAUGAACUCACUCCCUUCACCGCACACAUGCCAGGCCAGCCACUCUGGUCCAAGGCAGCGCAGGCUGGCUCAGGGGCUCCGAGAUGAACAGGCAUUAAAUCAGGCCGCAGUUCUCAGCAGCAGUCAGAACACAACACAGCCGCUAGGCGUUUUCUUUGUGUUAAACGAACCACCCAAUAAUAAGCUUUAUGCAAAUAUACAACCGCCAUCGCAUACAAUCAUGUGGCAUUAUGGCAUUAUAUUUGUGACUUGCCCCAUAUUUUGGAGUGUGUUGAAUAGAACUGAAACAAGCAGCCGUAUGUUGUGAACUGUGCUUAGCUAGGGUGUCAUUUGUUUGUUAACUAACAUGGAAAAGUAAAAGAUGCUGAGCUUGGUGGAUUAUUACCAAACAGACAUUAAAUGCAGACAUACCUGGCAAUCGCCUUUCCAGAGUCUAUACUGUUGUUAGGUUUAUGGCUGUUAUUUUCUAUUCCUGGGGCAUACAUCUAUACAUCUCAGCGGUGGCACCACAGGUCCCAGAGUGGUAUGGCGAAAAAAACAUUCUGGGGCCCGUAGUUAUUCUUGAUCUAACCAGGUGAAACUUUAUACUGUAUGACGUGAUCUGUUGUAAAAAUAUUAAAUAUUUUCUAUUCAGGUCACAUGGUUUAAAAAAAUAACUAUUGGAAAAACUCCUGGCCUUGGGAAGGUUGAAAACCCUAUCCAACUGCAGCAACCUUGUACAGUGAGGGAAAAAAGUAUUUGAUCCCCUGCUGAUUUUGUACGUUUGCCCACUGACAAAGACGUGAUCAGUCUAUCAUUUUAAUGGUUGUUUUAUUUGAACAGUGAGAGACAGAAUAACAACAACAAAUCCAGAAGAACGCAUUUCAAAAAUGUUAUAAAUUGAUUUGCAUUUUAAUGAGGAAAUUUGACCCCUCUGCAAAACAUGACAAAACCCUUGUUGGCAAUCACAGAGGUCAGACGUUUCUUGUAGUUGGCCACCAGGUUUGCACACAUCUCAGGAGGGAUUUUGUUCAACUCCUCUUUGCAGAUCUUCUCCAAGUCAUUAAGGUUUCGAGGCUGACGUUUGGCAACUUGAACCUUCAGCUCCCUCCACAGAUUUUCUAUGGGAUUAAGGUCUGGAGACUGGCUAGGCCACUCCAGGACCUUAAUGUGCUUCUUCUUGAGCCACUCCUUUGUUGCCUUGGCCGUGUGUUUUGGGUCAUUGUCAUGCUGGAAUACCCAUCCACAACCCAUUUUCAAUGCCCUGGCUGAGGGAAGGAGGUUCUCACCCAAGAUUUGACGGUACAUGGCCCCAUCCAUCGUCCCUUUGAUGCGGUGAAGUUGUCCUGUCCCCUUAGCAGAAAAACACCCCCAAAGCAUAAUGUUUCCACCUCCAUGUUUGACGGUGGGGAUGGUGUCUUGGGGUCAUAGGCAGCAUUCCUCCUCCUCCAAACACGGCGAGUUGAGUUGAUGCCAAAGAGCUCGAUUUUGGUCUCAUCUGACCACAACACUUUUACCCAGUUCUCCUCUGAAUCAUUCAGAUGUUCAUUGGCAAACUUCAGACGGGCAUGUAUAUGUGCUUUCUUGAGCAGGGGGACCUUGCGGGAGUUGCAGGAUUUCAGUCCUUCACGGUGUAGUGUGUUACCAAUUGUUUUCUUGGUGACUAUGGUCCCAGCUGCCUUGAGAUCAUUGACAAGAUCCUCCUGUGUCAUUCUGGGCUGAUUCCUCACCAUUCUCACGAUCAUUGCAACUCCACGAGGUGAGAUCUUGCAUGGAGCCCCAGGCCGAGGGAGAUUGACAGUGCUUUUCCGAGUGGCGCAGUGGUCUAAGGCAUUGCAUCGCAGUGCUAGCUGUGCCACUAGAGAUCCUGGUUCGAAUCCAGGCUCUGUCGUAGCCGGCCGCGAACGGGAGACCCAUGGGGCGGCGCACAAUUGGCCCAGCGUCGUCCAGGGUAGGGGAGGGAAUGGCCGGCAGGGAUGUAGCUCAGUUGGUAGAGCAUGACAUUUGCAACACCAGGGUUGUGGGUUCGAUUCCCACGGGGGGCCAGUAUGAAAAAUAAAAAAAUAAUGUAUGCACUCUAACUGUAAGUCGCUCUGGAUAAGAGCGUCUGCUAAAUGACUAAAAAAUGUGUUUCUUCCAUUUGCGAAUAAUCGCACCAACUGUUGUCACCUUCUCACCAAGCUGCUUGGCGAUGGUCUUGUAGCCCAUUCCAGCCUUGUGUAGGUCUACAAUCUUAUCCCUGACAUCCUUGGAGAGCUCUUUGGUCUUGGCCAUGGUGGAGAGUUUGGAAUUGGAUUGAUUGAUUGCUUCUGUGGACAGGUGUCUUUUAUACAGGUAACAAGCUGAGAUUAGGAGCACUCCCUUCAAUCUUUCUGAUUGAGAGGGGGUCAAAUACUUAUUUCCCUCAUUAAAAUGCAAAUCAAUUUAUUACAUUUUUGACAUGCAUUUUUCUGGAUUUAUUUGUUCUCAUUCUGUCUCUCACUGUUCAAAUAAACCUACCAUUAAAAUGAUAGACUGAUCAUUUCUUUGUCAGUGGGCAAACGUACAAAAUCAGCAGGGGAUCAAAUUCUUUUUUCCCACACUGUACCUCAUAUUAAUUAUAUUUUAAAGAAGGACUGGGGCGUGGGGGGGGGUUUCCCAUACACCGACCCAGAGAAAGCAUCAUGAUAACUCACAGGGCUGAGCUUGCUUUAUGCAGGUUUGCUCCGUGUAGUCCUACCCUAUGCAAAUGCACGGCUAAUAAAACAUUUACUCAGUCUCUGUCAGCUAUUGCGUUUAUUGAUUAAUUCCAGUUAAUCAUUUUUGUACUGAAAAAGUCUAGGUAGCCUAGUCAGCCCAAGUUUGAAUAUAAAUACAAUUUGAUCCGAUUCACAUUUUCUCACAAACAAAUGGGCUAUAAAUACAUAACGUUCCCACUUCAAUUACCCUGGCCAGAGAGAUGGGGCGCAUAGUACAGACUGCUAGACUAUGCAGCUGUUGUUGUUAGUAGUCUACAGUUGAUACGACGGAAAAAUUGUCUCGUUUCCAUGCAAUACAGCAUGUCAGAUGGCUAGUGUUUUAGGUAUAUAGGCUGCUACAUUUAUGGAAGAGUUUUGCUUGUCUGCCAGGAGUGAUGUGUUAUCAUUCUUGCUAAAAGAAUACCGGAAGAAAGUGUAGAGCACUCCUUGAGCGUUGUGCGCGGCCCGCGAUUUCCGUGAAUCUGAUUGGUCAAUAAACGCAAAGAGCCAGCCAGCCGCACUUCGACUUGAAGGACAGAGAUAUUGUGCGCUUGUUGACUAAUCAAACAGCACUUUGCCCUUCUUUUAAACGCUUUUGCGUCAAUAUAUUUGUAUAUCAAUCAAUUUUAUUUUAUAUAGCCCUUCUUACAUCAGCUAAUAUCUCGAAGUGCUGUACAGAAACCCAGCCUAAAACCCCAAACAGCUAGUAAUGCAGGUGUAGAAGCACGGUGGCUAGGAAAAACUCCCUAGAAAGGCGAAAACCUAGGAAGAAACCUAGAGAGGAACCAGGCUAUGAGGGGUGGCCAGUCCUCUUCUGGCUGUGCCGGGUGGAGAUUAUAACAGAACCAUGCCAAGAUGUUCAAAAAUGUUCAUAAGUGACAAGCAUGGUCAAAUAAUAAUCAGGAAUAAAUCUCAGUUGGCUUUUCAUAGCCGAUCAUUAAGAGUUGAAAACAGCAGGUCUGGGACAGGUAGGGGUUCCAUAACCGCAGGCAGAACAGUUUAAACUGGAAUAGCAGCAAGGCCAGGCGGACUGGGGACAGCAAGGAGUCACCACGGCCGGUAGUCCCGACGUAUGGUCCUAGGGCUCAGGUCUCUCAGUUGGCUUUUCAUAGCCGAUCAUUAAGAGUUGAAAACAGUAGGUCUGGGACAGGUAGGGGUUUCGUAGCCACAGGCAGAACAGUUGAAACUGGAAUAGCAGCAAGGCCAGGCGGACUGGGGACAGCAAGGUGUCAUCAUGCCCGGUAGUCCUGACGUAUGGUCCUAGGGCUCAGGUUCUCAGAGAGAAAGAGAGAACGAGAGAAUUAGAGAGAGCAUACUUAAAUUCACACAGGACACUGGAUAAGACAGGAGAAGUACUCCAGGUAUAACCAACUAACCCCAGCCCCCCGACACAUAAACUACUGCAGCAUAAAUACUGGAGGCUGAGACAGGAGCGGUCCGGAGACACUGUGGCCCCAUCCGAAGAAACCCCCGGACAGGGCCAAACAGGAAGGAUAUAACCCCACCCACUCCGCCAAAGCACAGCCCCCGCACCACUAGAGGGAUAUCCCCAACCACCAACUUACAAUCCUGAGACAAGGCCGAGUAUAGCCCACAGAGGUCUCCACCACAGCACAAACCAAGGGGGGGGCGCCAACCCAGACAGGAAGAUCACGUCAGUAACUCAACCCACUCAAGUGACGCACCCCUCCCAGGGACGGCAUGAAAGAGCACCAGCAAGCCAGUGACUCAGCCCCUGCAACAGGGUUAGAGGCAGAGAACCCCAGUGGAGAGGGGAACCGGCCUGGCAGAGACAGCAAGGGCUGUUCGUUGCUCCAGCCUUUCCGUUCACCUUCACACUCUUGGGCCAGACUACACUCAAUCAUAUGACCUACUGAAGAGAUAAGUCUUCAGUAAAGACUUAAAGGUUGAGACCGAGUCUGCGUCUCUCACAUGGGUAGGCAGACUGUUCCAUAAAAAUUGAGAUCUAUAGGAGAAAGCCCUGCCUCCCGCUGUUUGCUUAGAAAUUCUAGGGACAAUUAGGAGGCCUGCGUCUUGUGACCGUAGCGUACGUAUUGGUAUGUACGGCAGGACCAACUCGGAAAGAUAGGUAGGAGCAAGCCCAUGUAACGCUUUAUAGGUUAACAGUAAAACCUUGAAAUCAGCCCUUGCCUUAACAGGAAGCCAGUGUAGGGAAGCUAGCACUGGAGUAAUAUGAUCAAAUUUCUUGGUUCUAGUCAGGAUUCUAGCAGCCGUAUUUAGCACUAACUGAAGUUUAUUUAGUGCUUUAUCCGGGUAGCCGGAAAAUAGAGCAUUGCAGUAGUCUAACCUAGAAGUAACAAAUGCAUGGAUUAAUUUUUCUGCAUCAUUUUUGGACAGAAAAUUUCUGAUUUUUGCAAUGUUACGUAGAUGGAAAAAAGCUGUCCUUGAAACAGUCUUGAUAUGUUCGUCAAAAGAGAGAUCAGGGUCAAGAGUAACGCCUAGGUCCUUCACAGUUUUAUUUGAGACGACUUUACAACCAUCAAGAUGAAUUGUCAGAUUUAACAGAAGAUCUCUUUGUUUCUUGGGACCUAGAACAAGCAUCUCUGUUUUGUCCGAGUUUAAAAGUAAAAAGUUUUCAGCCAUCCACUUCCUUAUGUCUGAAACACAGGCUUCUAGUAUACACUAAAUCAAAAGUGGUGUGGCCACAUUGUGACGUUACAGCCUUAUUCUAAAUAUUUCCUCAUCAAUCUACACACAAUACCCCAUAAUGACAAAACAAAAACUGGUUUAUAGAUUUUUUUUAAAUACAUUUGCAAAACAAACUGAAAUAUGACAUUUACAUAAGUAUUGAAAAGUUAUGUGGCAAAUGCUGCCUUUCCACACGUUUUCUUGCAGCUCUGAUACAUCUACAUUAGGCUAUAAUUAGGGAUGUGACAUUGAAAUUGUUUCAUAACGUUUAAAAUUGCCUUUUCAUUUAAAAAUAUUUUUUUAAUCAUAAAAUUCCACGUGAAUUCACAAUGCAGCUGUGCUGCCAGCAAAAGUUUGGGUCUCACGGUGCGUCCCCUUCUGAUGGUUAAGCAUUACACCUGUAUUACAAUUACUGUACCUCAAUUCUACCUUCCAGUUUGUAUUUCCUUCUCAUUUAACUUCUCAAAGUAUUGCCAUACAGGACUUCGCUGCUGACGCUUACCUUUCUCUACCAUUUUUCCAACUGUGAACGACGAUGGAGUAGACUCCAAAAUAAUAGAUUCCUCAAGUCCUUGCACGUCGACUCCCAUUUCUGAGUUUCAAGAUUCCUAAUACUCCUAAGAUUCAGUAUGUUUGGAACGGAGACUGAUUAGUUGCUGUAAUUCUGAGAACACAAACACUUGCAUCUUUCAUAGCGAGCUAGCAAGGGAUUGAGAGAGAGGGGAGAGUUACAGUGUAGGCAGGUCGGUCACCAGGCAGAGAGUCAGAACCGUGAACUAGGAAUAUCUAUCGGCAAUCAAAAGCUGUAUCUCUCAAUAAAAUGCUGUAUCUUGCAAUUUCUUGGCUUGCAAUGUCUCGCAACUUCAGUAAAGCAGGGCCUAUCAUCAAUGAAUAGCCUAGGGUAUUCUACACGCAACAGACCGAAGACUGAACACACUCGCGUCAUUAGCGAAGAGAAAGAGCAAGGGUGUAAUCAUUAGUUGCGAAACGUUUUGCAACUAAAAUUAGUUUAUGUUUGACAAAUUCCAGUAGGUCCCUCCCCGUUUCAUUCCGUUUGCUUUAGUUUAAGAAACGUUUUGCAACUGAAUUGGAGUAAUGAAUAUGCCCCAGGCGAGGGAGAGCGAGGAGGGAACCACGGUGCGCAUGUUUCUUGGUAAUCUGAAUCUCGCAAUGUCUUGUCUUGCAUGCCUUGCAAAUUCAGCAAAGUAGACGAAAGUUUGCCUCUCCCUCACUGGUUUUAUUUAAAUUACACAACUUUCCACAGGCCUUUAUAGCCUAUCGUCUAGUUAGACUAUAACGCAGAAAUAAUGUUUUGUUAAAACUGCACUGUGAUUUUAAUUUAGUUUGGGAGACCAUUGUUUUUCAGUUAGGGAUUUUUCUCAAGUUAAGGAUCCCAAUUCCGUUAACUUUUUAACGUUCACACCCCUAAUUAUAAUAUAUAAUUAUUGUAAUGUUUUUUUUUUGCAGUGGCAGACAUGAUUUAGCAGCGGCACACCCCAGGGGAAACACUGCUAUCCUACUAAAAAGUUUGGAGUUGCUAUACUGGCUUUCCGUCCUUGACGAGGUGUAUUGAUUUUAUUGUUCCUUCACACCCCCGGGGCAAACAGGCAAUCACCUUGUAUCAAGUGGAGUGCUUCAUGAAAAAAAUUAAAGAAAUGCACCUGGCUACUCUUCUCACACAUACAGUGCCUUCAGCAAGUAUUCACACCCCUUUACUUUUUCCACAUUUUGUUGUCUUACAGACUGAAUUUAAAAUUGAUUACAUUUAGAUUUUGUGUCACUGAUCUACACACAAUACCCCAUAAUGUCAAACUGGAAUAUGUUUUUAUACAUUUUUAUAGAAAUUCAUUAAAAAUGUAAUGCUGAAAUGUCUUGAGUCAAUACGUUUUCAACCCCUUUGUUAUGGCAAGCCUUAAUAAUUUAAAUAGUAAAAAUGUGCUUAACAAGUCAGAUAAUAAGUUGCAUGGACUAACUUGGUGUGCAAUAAGGGUAUUUAACAUGAUUUUUGAAUGACUACCUCAUCUCUGUGCCUGCCCCACACAUACAAUUAUCUGUAAGGUCCCUCAGUCGAGCAGUGAGUUUCAAGCACAGUUUCAACGACAAAGACCAGGGAGGUUUUACAAUGCCUCGCAAAGAAGGGCACCUAUUGGUAGAUGGGUAAAACAGUUAAAAAGCAGACAUUGAAUAUCCCUUUGAGCAUGGUGAAGUUAUUAAUUACACUUUGAAUGGUGUAUCAAUACACCCAGUCACUACAAAGAAACAGGCGUCCUUCCUAACUCAGUUAACGGAGAGGGAUUUCACCAUGAGGCCAAUGAUAAUUUUAAACCAGUUACAUAAUUAAAUGGCUUUGAUAUAAAAACUGAGGAUGGAUCAACAACAUUGUAGUUACUCCACAAUACCAACCUAAAAGACAGAGUGAAAAUAAGGAAACCUGUACAGAAUAUAAAUAUUCCAAAACAUGCAUCCUGUUUGCAAUAAGGCACUAAAGUAAUACUGCAAAAAAAAUUGCAAAAAAAAUUAACAUUUGGUCCUGAAAACAAAGCAUUAGGUUUGGGGCAAAUCCAACACAACAAAUCACUGAGUACCUCUCUUCAUAUUUUCAAGCAUGGUGGUGGCUGCAUCAUGUUAUGGGUAUGCUUGUCAUCAGCAAGGACUAGGGAGUUUUUUGUUGUUGAUAAAAUGAAAAGUCUUAGAGGAAAUCUUGGUUCAGUCUGCUUUCCAACAGACACUGGGAGACAAAUCCACCUUUCAGCAGGACAAUAGCCUAAGGCCAAAUAUACACUGGAGUUACUUACCAAGACGACAUUGAAUAUUCCUGAGUUACAUUUUUGACUUAAAUCGGUAUGAAAAUGUAUGGCAAGACUUGAAAAUGGCUUAGCAAUGAUCAAAAACCAACUUGACAGAGCUUGAAGAAUUUUAAAAGGAAUAAUGUCCAAAUAUUGUACAAUCCAGGUUUGCAAAGCUCUUAGGCUUACCAAGAAAGACUCAGCUGUAAUCGCUGCCAAAGUUAAUUCUAACAUGUAUUGACUCGAAGGGGGAGUGGGGGUGGGGGGGUUGAAUACUUAUCUAAUCAACAUAUAUUAGUGUUUUAGUUUCCAUUAGUAUUUUGUGUAGAUCUUUCACAAAAAAAUGACAAUUAAAUACGUUUUGAUCCCACUUUGUAACACAUCAAAAUGUGAAAACAGUCAAGGGGUGUGAAUACUUUCUAAAGGCACAGUAUGCCAUUGUUUGAGCUCCUUGAUCUGAAGUGUCAUGAUUCAUGAUUGUAAAUGCCUGUUCUUGUACUCUCCCCGGUCAUCUAACAUCCUUAAGGACAUUUUCUCUUUGCCACUUUCAGAGCCUGACAUCCAUUGGUUUUGAGAGCCUGUAGACGUCUCUAUAAUCUCUGUUCAUUUUGUGCAGGAUGAAAAUAAUCAUAAUCAUGCGCUGGUCCUGUGACCAAACAUCACCAGAGAUAAUAUCCUCCUCAAAAUGUUCAACACCCACAAUUUGGCCAAUAAAUAGUAAACUAUGAAUGGUUUUCAAACCCCAAAACACAGUGGGCUUGUGAGAGACCAUUCUCUGGGAGAGAUGAGAAGAAAUACAAAAGGUUGAGUGCACACUGCACAUCAUAAUGGGCUCCUUGAGUUCCCUCCACUAACACGCACCCUGCCUGACUGGAGAGGCUUUGGCAUUUACUGCCAUGAGAACUGUCAAAACAAUACCUCUGUGGGUGCUUCUCUCUCAGAACUGCAUCCCACAUCCAACCCAGGCCUCUACAACAACCCCCUGUGUGACUACUGGAAGUGUGUAUGUGGUGUCUGUGGAGGGGGAAGUAAGGGUAGGGGUUGGUGGUAGGUAGGAAUUGAGUUCACAGUUUUACUUUUCCAUGUUGUUUUCUGCUUUUCUUCUGGUGUCCUGGUGUGAGAGCGUUUUGUACUGAGAAGUAGCUGAGCCGUUAGCUCUGGCCGUGAGGGGGUAGAGGAGGAGGAGGUGGGUCGAGAGGGAGUUUUUAAUGAAGUCCAAAGGUGAGGAUGUGUGAAGCGCUGAACUCUCUCUCUCUUCCUCUCUCCCUCCCCACAGUGGACGCUUGGCCUUCACCAGGAGAGGGGCGCCGGUCCAAGAGCCCAGUUCUCACUCUCCUGUGUGGCCUAG